This is a messenger RNA of Kalmanozyma brasiliensis GHG001, 627 nucleotides long. RefSeq lists its product as uncharacterized. The transcript has 2 exons. The coding region runs from base 1 to 627 and encodes 208 amino acids. The record is from RefSeq and is a predicted model, not a curated record. Gene Ontology annotation, biological process: endoplasmic reticulum to Golgi vesicle-mediated transport; Golgi organization; protein retention in ER lumen. NCBI's taxonomy places the organism in Eukaryota, Fungi, Basidiomycota, Ustilaginomycetes, Ustilaginales. Gene Ontology annotation, cellular component: endoplasmic reticulum; endoplasmic reticulum-Golgi intermediate compartment; Golgi apparatus.
AUGGCGUCGUCGACACGGACGCCCCUGCUGGCGCUUCUCUCCGCCCUUUCCCUUUUGCUCCUCUCCCUCAUCCUCGCCGCCUCUUCCGCCAGUGCACACAUGAUCGAGCUGCCACCACAUGGAAAGGAGUGUUUCUUCGAAGAUCUGCACGAUGGCGAUCAGAUGACGUUGACGUAUCAAGUCGGUGGUGGGGGUCAUUUGGAUAUCGACGUGGUCCUCACCGACCCUAAAUCCCGGGCACUGUUUCAACAGGAUCGCAAAGACACGGGUACCUACUCCUUCACCGCCCACGACGACGGUCGUUACACUUACUGCUUCAGCAACGAGUUCUCCACCGUCAGCGACAAAACCGUCAGCUUCAACGUUCAUGGCAUCAUCUACGUCCCCGACGAAGGCGAUAUGCUACCCAUCGAAAGAGAGAUUCGCGAUCUAGCCGCGGGGUUGCAAGCCGUCAAAGACGAACAGGAGUAUUUGGUCAUUCGAGAACGCGUUCAUAGAAACACCGCCGAAAGCACAAAUACCCGCGUCAAGUGGUGGUCCAUCAUCCAAGGUUUUAUACUGGUCGCAGUGUGCACCUGCCAGGUCUACUUUGUUAAGCGCCACUUCGAGGUGCGACGUGUCGUCUAA